UUUCCAAAAGGAAAGAUUAAUGUGAAGAAUUUGAUUGACACUGAAUCUGAGAAUACUUCACACAUGGUGGCUAAUUGGAGAUCACAAUUUCAGACUGAAAAUGGAGUUGUGAAGACUGCUCAAGUGAAGAAGGUUAUAGAAGAAAACAAAGCAGGCGGAGUAUGGUUUAAAAAGAAUUUUUUGGUUCUCCUGGUAACAUGUUUGAUUGAAGGGAAGCAAAAUUGCUUUGCCAAUCAAAGCAUUCUGAAGGCAUUGCAGGAUGAUUCAAAAAUCAAGGAUCUGAAUUGGUGUGGAUACACUUUGGAAACAUUAAUUGAAGCAAAGGACUAUUGGAGCAAAAAUAGAGAAAGACAGUUCCCAGGGCCUUUAUUAUUUCUGAUUGUGUUCUAUGUAGACAACAUUGUGUUCAAAGGCAGAAAAGUGGACAGAGCAUUGCCAUCUAUUAUUGGCUGGACAACACAAAAGCUGAACAAACGACAGAAGGAAGAAAUUGAAACUGGAGGUUUUGGAUACGGAUAUAUAGAUGAACCUAACAAAGGGGAAUUGAUAGUUCCAAAACUGAUCACAAAUGAAGAAGAAGCUGAAAUCCCGAUCGAGGGAAACAGUAAUCAGGAGCCAAAGAAGGAUAUUAUGAAGGAGUUUGCUGCAGCAGCGAAGAAUUUGGCAGAAAGCAUGGCCAAUUUUGAUGAAAAAUUUCAACAGGCUGCAAAGGUGUUACCUGAUGAUGAGACAAUGAAGAUUUUAAUGGGAAAAGUCCAUGGGCUUUUCAACACAUAUUCAUCAGAAAAGGAGAAAGAAAAAGAAAAUGAAACCGAAGUGUCACUGACUCCAGAUGAUGGAUUCUGGACUGAAGAAGUGCUCAAAGCAGUUGAAGCUAUUGAAAUGGCUCAGAAGAAAAGAGUUGAGAGGCCAACUUUUACUCAGUAUGAAAAGCCAAGCUUCAAGUUGCUUUCACAGGAGUCAAAUGAUGGGGCGAAUACAUAUGGGGAUGAUGAUGAGCAUCAUCAUGACAUAAUUGAGCAACAUGGCAAUGCAAUUGAGCAUGCAGAGGAUGGUCCAAGUGAGCAAAUGAAUAAGGAUAAUGACAAUGCUGAGGAUGUUAAUGAGGAUGAAGAGGAAUCUGAAAAGGAAGAAUGUGAAGAAGAAAGAGACAGAAGGUUUAGAAAGGGUAAGCAAGUUGAACAAUAUCACAUUGAACCAAAAGAGAACAAAGUGGAAAGAGAAAAAAGAGAAACAGCCCCAGCACCUGCUGUGAAGUCCCCAUUCAUGAACAGAAGUAUAGAUGCAAGGACAACACUUGGCAGUGAGGAAAGACUACUUGCAGGUUUUGUGUUCAAUGAUCAUUGUGACAAGAAUGUUGUGGUGUUCAAGCAUUACAACUUCACUCUUUCAAAAGCUCAGAUGGAAACAAUGAAGAGCAACACAAAAGUUGAUGCUGGAAUUAUAGAUAUAUGGGCAAUGUUGCUUAAUCAUAAUGAAAAGUUCAAAAGCCCUGAAGCUAAAAGCAGAAUGAUUUUCUCAACAAGACCAUGUCAUGUGCUAGAUCAAAAUCAUCUCACCGCUCCACAAACAAGGAACAAAAGGUUUGCGGCAGAAAUUGGCAAGGAAUUUCCCUGUGCAGAUGGAAAUAAGUUGAGGUCAACAGACCUAUUCAUAUUCCCAGAUGAAUACAAUGGGUGCUACUAUAUGAUGUGCUUUGACUUGAAGAGCAUGAAGUUCUACAUCAUUGAUAGUAGCGACGGAGAUAUAGCUCCUGCAGUCAAGUACUUGUUUCAAAUGUCAUACCUGAGAAGUGGAUUUGUGAAAUUUCUUCGAGAUCAAAAACACCCAAAGGCAGAUAAGGUUGUGAAGCUGAAGGAAGAAGUGGUUAAAAUGCAUUGGAGAAACAAGAAAAACAAAACCAAUGAGGGAGUUUAUUUGAUGAGGCACAUGGAGACAUUUUAUGGUGACACAGCAUGGGAGUGUGGAUUAGAUAAACAAAGUGAAAAACCAAUUGAGAUGCUGCGGAUUAAGUACUUGCAUGCAAUAGUAACAUCUGAUAAGAAUGAGAUCAAGAAGAACAUCAUGGAACAAGUGAAGAAACACAAUGUGUAUAUCUAGAAGAUUUGUAAUGCUAUUGAUGAUUGUGGGCGUUGAUGAACAUAUUGUUGUUUUUUAAUUCAUGCUAAACAAUAUUAGUAUUUGGGACAUAUGAUAUUACUAUUAAGCUUGGAUGACAGUAGUCAUGUUAGUAAUAUUAAAUAAGGACAUAUGCUUAUGGGAAGUUCAUAUUAUUGAUCAUUAUUAGUAAGUUCUAUGCUCA
This is a messenger RNA of Cuscuta epithymum, 2302 nucleotides long. The record is from the annotation of a GenBank genome assembly. Lineage: Eukaryota; Viridiplantae; Streptophyta; Magnoliopsida; Solanales; Convolvulaceae.